CUCCAGGCUCACAUUCAGUGCUCUGAUCUAUCGCAGACUACCAUCUCAUGUCUUCAAUCCAUUUACAACGAGCGAAACGCUGGAAAACCACCGCCUUUUACGCUGAAUGGUACGCAAAUGCCGCAGACUACUGCCAGUCAUCGGAGGGGAAGCGAGAGUUCGAAACCUGGGUACUGUCGACGCAUGGACCAAUCAAAGGUCGACAGAAGCUCCAGGAUUGCGCAAAGGCUCCGCGUAAGAAAUACGGGAUGUCAACAGGCAAUGUAGCAAUGUUAAAUGCUGCUGCUGUCGAACUAGGGAUUAGCGACGAGGCGUUGGUCCUGUAUCAUGAAUUCAUAGCGACAUAUGGUAUAGGAGAACCAGCACGGACAAAGCCUGCCAUUCGCCGAAGACGUGGAGAAAGCUCUGGGGAUUGGAUAGCACGCCGCUAUGAGGCCCAAAUGGACGGACACAAGAUGCCGAACAUCGACCUUCACUGGCUACACGCCAUCGCUAUAUCAGAAUAUGAUAAAACCAAAGACACGAUUGAAGUGUGGCGCACCAGUCCAGAAACAUUUUUCACCCACAUUGAGCGUCGAGGACAGAGUACCAUUUCCUUUCCCGAGGUCGUUCGCAUGUCCUCCGAGUUUGAUCGUCGUGUGGCAAUGAUGGACGAUGCAUUCAGAUCUAGCAUUCAUAGGCUAUCGCUUGCACACUGUGCUUGGUCAGAGGCUGCGGCCCUUUUUGAAGACCUGAAGAUGAUGGGCUUGAUGACCCCUUCAUCUCUGGAAAGGGCAUACAAGAAGGAUACAAAGUUAUUGUGGCGCCUCAUCAGCUGUUUUUCCAAGGAAUCCGAAUUCAUGAGUUGGUUACGAGGAACUUUGACUGCUGUCCUCAGCUGGUGUGACGCAUUCCGGCCAUAUCUCAAGCGAUGGAGAAAUGCGGACGCGACUUCGGAUGUUAAGAUCGACGAAGAUUACCUGAAAUGCAACGGUUGGAAGAGCAACUUUCAUCAAUUUGUGGUAGUUCAUAUCUCAAGAGGAAUGGGCAAUAUAGCGGGCUUCUUUGAAGGGUUGUACAAAGAUUUUCUGUUGAAGGACCCCACCCUUGCAAGCGCGUUCUCAGCGGAAGCUUACGAUUUCCUGGGCGACACUGCGGCAGCUGAAGAGGACAUCACAGUUCUAGAAUUCGACAGUUUCGUUCGCGAGUCUGACUUCGGUGUUCGCCUCAAGGAACACGCAUGCCUCCUCGCUCCGACCCCUCAGGAUCUUCUCCACCUUCCGCAUUUCGCCUCCACCGUUCUCUUCAUGAACCCUACCAAAUUCAAACCUUGUCUACCCCAUUACGACAAGAAGGCAUGGGGCCCCGUCGGCGCUUUCACUCGAGGCCAAGCGGAAGCCUGGUCAAGUAUCACUGGUCAUAUGGGUAUUCUCAGCAUAAUACGCAUGUGGCUGAGCGGCGAGUAUCGAGAUGAGGACGGGAACUUGAAGGAAGAAAAGUUGGGAAUAAAUUCGGACAUCAUGUGGAUCGAGGUUGACGCUGCCAUGAUGGCAAUGGCUAGUACGCUGGAUAGAGAUGGGGUCGACAAUAAGGGGAGAGUGGCGAAGGCGUUUGGACUCCUCAAUCCGAAAGACCCGAACAGGCCGAUGACGAACAAGUAUCUAUUCAAGUCGUAUAUUCCACAGAAGGAGACGUCCAGGAUCGAAGAGGUAGUCGAAGAGGUAGUGACUCCCACUUCUGUCGCUUCCUCAUCGCCUGGUCGCGAUGCCCCCAGCAUACCGGUCGCGGCGCCAAGUGAGACAAUAGCGAAGUCAGGCCACGCAUACGUUUCCGAGCUGGUCAAAGAGGCUGGCCUGUUGAAGGAGAAGGUCAAAACGCGGAAGGGUCCGUCUGUUGAGGUCGUAGCUGCUAGCGGUCCCGGUGACGACGAUCUAGACGAGGCCGAGAGACUCGAGUCGUUACCGGAUGUUCUGCCUGCGCAGUACAAAUUGGGGAAGAAAGUGAUGAAGAUCUUCCAUCAUGAAGGAUUCUUCGGACAUCGCUGA
This is a messenger RNA of Stereum hirsutum FP-91666 SS1, 2024 nucleotides long. RefSeq lists its product as uncharacterized. The transcript has 15 exons. Bases 48 to 2024 code for a protein of 658 amino acids. Lineage: Eukaryota; Fungi; Basidiomycota; Agaricomycetes; Russulales; Stereaceae. The record is from RefSeq and is a predicted model, not a curated record.